AUGGCAGAAGGCGCGAUGCAGCGCUGGUACGUAGAGCUUGCGCGCUGGGCAGAGCUGCACGAAGCGGAGCUGUGUGUGGAGCGCGAACGCUUGCAGCGGCGAUGCGUCUUUUCCAUCGAUAUACCCCACUUUGCCUACCUGCUCCAGCGCUGCGAUGCGCUCGGAUUGCCUGUCGGCGACCUGGACCCGGAUGUACAGCUCGAGCACGCCCUCGCCAGUGAGGUGCCAGUGAGCACUAUACAAGACAAAUUGCGCGGCAUGUUUUCGCUCCAGGAUAGCGUCGAUACCCUAUCGAUCCUCUGGGGCACGAUGCCGCUUCCGUCCGACGACCCCGACGCGCCGUUCCGCACGCUGUACCGGAUCCUGACGCAAGUUCGGGCUUUGGAGCUCUACCCAUCCUCGUCCAUCCACACGCAUGCCGUUUCACUGCACGCGUGCAAAAGUCUCACCGAGCUGACCCUGCGCGGCGUGCGGCCCGAAAUGGUGCACGGCUGGGACCGUUUGUGCGUGCAGCUGUGCGCGCUGGAAUGCUCCGGCGUCGACAUACCCGACAUUACAGACAUUUUCACCACCCUUGUGAGCCGCGAGUUGCCGCACGCAGAAGCACUGCCUGCGGCCGCGUGGCAUUCGCUCCGGUAUGCGAAUCUAUCCCGGAACGCGCUCACCUUUGUGCCGGAAUCUGCACUGAAGCAUGUGCCUGGCCUCGUCCAUCUUGACAUCUCGCACAAUCUCCUAAGUGCUGUGCCGCCCGCGCUCGAGCUGCUGCCGAAUCUGCGUGCGCUUAACGUGGCUGACAACAUGGUCGAUAGUGUGCACGGCAUCUAUCAUACGCUCAAAGCGAUCCGCACCCUCAAUCUCGCACACAACCGACUCGAGAGCGUGUGCGGCGUCGAGCGCCUCGCAACACUCGAGCAAGCCGACUUGCGCGGCAACCAAAUUUGGGAUACGGGCGAGAUUGGCAGGCUCGCGCAGCUGCCGCACUGUACACACGUCUGGAUAGAGGAGAAUCCGUUGAUGUACACCGUACAAAACGCACGCGUGGCUUGCUUUGCCCUCUUCGCCCUCGAGCACAAAGAGGUGGUGCUUGACGAUGCGCCGGCUGGAUUCUUUGAGCGGCGCCACGUUGCAGAACGGCUCGCGAAGCGCGUCGCAAUGGCGCCGCAGCGCCACCACGCGGAUGCAAAAAUGGCCACCGAGGUGCGGCACACUGCACUGCACGCCAAGCAGCCUUCCCCUGAGAUGCCCAAGCCCCGGCGCGCCCGGCCGCGGCGCACCGAUCCAGGGCCACGCGCAGGCACGGAAGACAAGGCAUUGCGCCGCUCGCGCCCCUCUGAGCUGCCGGGCGUGCCAGAAGCGCAAAAAGCGGCCGAUAUGCCGUCCAUGCCGCGCGCUCCUUUUAAGCAGCGCAUUGAAAAGCUGCGCAAUUCUGCGGGCGACGACUGGCUCCGCCAGCUUGCGCGCGGCGAGUUGCAGGACGAGCCAGCAUACCCCAUCCAAGCGCCGAACGAAGACGCGCCGAGCGGCGUGUGGGCUGUCAUCGGUGGCAUCCUAUCCACACCGAUCGGUGCCGCAUUGACGAGCGUUGCGGUGGCUACGGGCGCUACGUAUGUCUGGUGGCGCUACCUGCGGCGUAUCCCGAAUACAGGCUACCUCACUCCUGCCGUGCUCAAAACACACACGACGCUUGUAGGCAAAGUCACGAGCGUGGGCGACGCCGAUGGAUUCCGUGUAUACCACACGCCCGGCUUGCCGAUUUUGCGGACCCUGUUUCAUCGUGUGCCGAGCAAGCCUUCUGCGCUGCGGGACCAGACCAUCUCUGUUCGUAUCGCCGGUGCAGACGCGCCGGAAGCCGCGCAUUUCGGCCGCGCUGCGCAGCCGUUUGCGGCGGAGGCCAAAGAGGAGCUGAAGCGCCUCGUCGACGGGCGUAUGGUCACGCUCGACGUUGCGCACAUUGACCAGUACAGACGUCUUGUUGCAAUACCGUACGUAUGGCACCCGCCGUACAUUUUUGGGCGCACCAAUGUAUCCUUGACGAUGGUGCGCAAAGGACUCGCCACCGUGUAUCGGAAUGCUGGUGCGGCGUACGGCCAAGCGGGAUUCUUCUCGCGCUACAUUCUACAUUCGCGCUCCGGACUGCGCAGCUUGGAGCGUGCGGAAGAAAUCAUGCGUCUUGGCAUGUGGAGCCUCGGCAGGAAACUCGAGACGCCGGCGGAAUAUAAACGGCGCAACGCAGAUAGAUGA
This is a messenger RNA of Malassezia vespertilionis, 2241 nucleotides long. RefSeq names its product micrococcal nuclease (gene LCL3). The record is from RefSeq and is a predicted model, not a curated record. The coding region runs from base 1 to 2241 and encodes 746 amino acids. Gene Ontology annotation, cellular component: cytoplasm. Lineage: Eukaryota; Fungi; Basidiomycota; Malasseziomycetes; Malasseziales; Malasseziaceae. Gene Ontology annotation, molecular function: protein kinase binding. The transcript has 2 exons.